AUGUCGCGCAUCAUUGUCAAGGGUCUGCCGACCUACCUCUCCGAUGUGAGGCUGCGCGACCACUUUGCGCAGCGCGGCGCCGUCACCGACGUCAAGCUCAUGAAGCGGCCCGACGGCACCUCGAGGCGGUUUGGCUUCGUCGGCUACCGAUCCGAGCAGGAGGCGCAGGACGCCAUGGACUACUUCAACCGCACCUUUAUCGACACCAGCCGCAUCACCGUCGAGCUUGCCAAAAAGAUUGGCGACGAGGAGCUCAAGCAGCAGGACGAGAAGCGAAAAGCGCUCAAGCGCAAGGCCGCCGACGAAGCGGGCGCUGCCGUCGUCGAGGCGUCCCCUGCGGCUGCUGCCGCCAAGGACGGCAAGAAGGCCAAGCUCGAAGGCAGCAAGGCGACCGAAGGCGCGCAGGACAAGAAGGCCAAGCACAAGUCCAAGGCGGUCUCGUUCGAAGAGUUCAUGGCCGUCAUGGCGCCCAAGUCGAAGCGGAAGACGUGGCAGAACGAGGAGCUCGGCCCUCAGCAGACCACCAGCGACAUCCUCGGCAGCCAGCCUGCCGAUCCCGCCGCGGACGCGCAGAAGAAGGACAAGAGGAAGAAGACGAAGGAGAAGGACGGCAAUGAGUCGGCAGGCGAUUCGGGUGCGCCCGGCGACGCUUCCGCCGACGUCGAAGAGGCCGAAAAGGACGGAGCGGUCAACGACGAGGAGCUCGACGACCUGGAGUACAUGCGGCGCAGGAUGAGGCACCGCGUCGGCGUCGGCCUCGAGGACGAGGCAGACCCGAAAGACAAGGUCGAGAAGGCCUUCGAGCAGUCCGACGACGAGGACGACGUCGGCGAGCAAGAGGCAAGCGAGAGUGAGAGCGAGGACGAGGAGGUGGUGCGCAAGCAGGAGCAGCAGCGCAAGGCCGCCGAGGAGACUGCCCAGCGCGAGCAGAAGAUCGUCGACGAGAUCAUGGAGAGCGGCCGCCUCUUUAUCCGCAACCUGCCCUACUCGGCGUCGUCCGACGACAUCCGCGAGUUCUUCGAAUCGUUUGGCAACGUCAGCCAGGUCCACAUCCCGCUCGACAAGGACACGAAGGCGUCCAAGGGCCUGGCGUUCGUCACCUUCGGCGACCCGGCCCAUGCUUUGUCGGCCUACCGCGCCAAGGACGGCGCCACCUUCCAGGGACGCCUGCUGCACCUGAUCCCGGCCGUCGACAAGCAUCCCAAGCCCGACGCGCCCAAGACGGUCAAGCAGACCAAGCACGAGAAGCGCAAGGCCGAGGCCGGCAAGGACUUCAACUGGGGCAUGCUGUAUAUGAACAGCGACGCCGUCGCCUCGUCGAUCGCCGACCGCCUGGGCGUGUCCAAGUCGGACAUCCUCAACCCGCAGGACUCCCCCGCCGAUAAUGCCGCCGUCCGGCUCGCGCUGGCCGAGACGCGCAUCAUCCAGGAGACCAAGGAGUUCCUGGCCAACGAGGGCAUCGACGUCGACGCCUUUGACCGCAAGGAGAGGAGCGAGACGACGAUGCUGGUCAAGAACAUCCCCUACGGCACCACGGCCCAGGAGAUAGAAGAGCUGUUUGCCAGGCACGGGCAGGUCGGCAAGGUGCUGAUCCCGCCCACCGGCACCAUUGCCGUCGUCGACAUGCCCGUCGUCGGCGAGGCGCGCACCGCCUUCCUCAGCAUCGCCUACAAGCGCUUCCGCAACUCGAUCCUCUACCUCGAAAAGGCGCCCGCCGGCGUCUUCAAGCCCGAGGCCGAUGGGCAGGCGGGCGAGGGCGGUGCUGCCAAGAUCAAGCAGGCGCCGCUGGUGGGCCAGGAGGCUCCCAAGCCCCGCUCGGCCGCCGUCGUGCUCGGCGCCGGCACCGGUUCCGAGGCCGAGGCCGAGCCGGGCGCCACGCUGUUUGUCAAGAACCUCAGCUUCUCGACCAACGACGAGCGCCUGGGCCAGGUGUUUGGCGGGCUGUCGGACUUUGCGUUUGCGCGGAUCCAGACCAAGCCGGACCCCAAGCAGCCGGGCGGCCAGGGGCGCCUCUCGAUGGGCUACGGCUUCGUCGGAUUCAAGAGCGUCGACGCCGCCAAGAAUGCGCAGAAGGCCAUGGACGGCCACGUCCUCGACGGCCACACGCUCAACGUCAGCUUCGCCAAGCGCGGCCAGGACGCCGACGACCUGGCUGCCGCCGGCAUCACCAAGAAGUCGGCGACGACCAAGAUCAUCGUCAAGAACCUGCCAUUCGAGGCCACCAAGCGCGACAUCCGCGAGCUGUUUGGAAGCCAGGGGCAGCUCAAGUCGGUGCGGCUGCCCAAGAAGUUCGACUCCAAGACGCGGGGCUUUGCCUUUGUCGAGUACGUGUCGCGUCGCGAGGCCGAGAGUGCGUUCCGCAACCUCAAGCACACGCACCUGCUUGGCCGCCACCUGGUGCUGCAGUGGUCGGACAGCAGCGACGGCGGCAACCUGACGGGCGAGGGCGAGCUGGAGCGGGCGCGGCUCAAGACGCGGCUGGGCUUUGUCGGUACCGACGACGACGGGCGCAAGAGGGAGGUGGCGGGCAAGAAGGGCAAGAUCAAGCUGGGCCACGAAGACAUUGUCCAGGCCGUGGCGGCAGAGAGGCGCAAGAAUGCCAUGGCCGACGACGGCGACGACGACGACCGGGACGACUAG
Messenger RNA from Pseudozyma flocculosa PF-1, 2640 nucleotides. RefSeq lists its product as uncharacterized. NCBI's taxonomy places the organism in Eukaryota, Fungi, Basidiomycota, Ustilaginomycetes, Ustilaginales, Ustilaginaceae. The record is from RefSeq and is a predicted model, not a curated record. Gene Ontology annotation, molecular function: RNA binding. The transcript is spliced from 2 exons. Bases 1 to 2640 code for a protein of 879 amino acids.